Messenger RNA from Closterium sp. NIES-67, 1125 nucleotides. Lineage: Eukaryota; Viridiplantae; Streptophyta; Zygnematophyceae; Desmidiales; Closteriaceae. The record is from the annotation of a GenBank genome assembly.
CAUUCUACGCAAGUGAGCCUCGUAGCUGCUUGUGUCGCCCUCCUGCUGCCCCCUCCCACAGCACCCCUUGUGCUUCUCCCCAGUUUCGCCGCUUCCAUCCUUGCCCCUUGCCUGCAUCGCUACCCCACAUCCUUGCCUCUUAGCCUCUUCUGUUGACCUCCUGCUGCCCCCUCCCCUCCCCCAGUUUCAGCGGCGCACCUACCAGCGGCAGGCAUGGCGCAAGGGCCAGCAGCGGCAGCGGGUGGCAGUGGGUUGGUGCCGGGGUCAGCAGCAGCAGGCGCCAUGGGCAUGGGCAUGGUCGCGCACCCGCCCACCAUGCCUGCCAUGCGCACUGAUGCAUCGACGCCCCCCCCCCCUCUCUCCAUGAUGAUGCCCCCUCAAGCAGCCGCCGCCGCUGCCAUGAUGGCAGCUGCACCCUCAGCGCUCUACCCCAUGCCUCCAUCCACCCUCGCGUCAGCGUCCAUGCCAGGCUCGGGCAUGCCAGGCUCGGGCAUGCCAGGCUCUGGAAUGCCAGGGUCAGGCAUGGGUUCAUCGCUGCAGUACCGGGCGAUGGGGCACAUGGAGAGCAUGGGCGGUGCAGGGGGCGCAGGGGCAGGGGGAGCAGCGGAGCUACGGCCCAACUCACACGACAUGGCGGCAGCUGCUGCAGCCGCACACAUGGGAGGCAUGGGGGGAGCAGUGGCAGGAGGCAUGGGCAUGGCAGGCAUGGGCGGAGGGGCCAUUGGGGCUCAGUUCAUGCAGGCCCCAUCGCAUAUACAAGUGGGCAUGGGGGGCAUGGGUGCAGGCAUGGCGAAUGGGCAGCUGGCCAUGGGGCACGCGGGGGAGUACGCUGAAGGCGGGCAGGUGGCUGGCAUGGGGGGGAUGGAGGGGCUGGAUGGGGGAUAGGCGCAUGUACAGUGAUCACCUCAAUGGACUGAGGAUGCCACACGGACACAGCGCUGGUGUCCACCAGGCUGCAAGGCAGGUGGACAGGUGGGGGGUGGUGGUGGGUGGUGGUGGCAGGUCAUGCUGUCGGGAAGUGAAAAUGGGUUUUUCACGAAUGAUCAUGCACAGGACAAUUGUUAUGAUGGAUGUCAUUGAAAUUUUGUAACAAUCACUAUACAAGGCAUGUUCCAAGCAUGCCAC